Messenger RNA from Apis florea (little honeybee), 1195 nucleotides. Its product is annotated as short transient receptor potential channel 6. Gene Ontology annotation, molecular function: inositol 1,4,5 trisphosphate binding; store-operated calcium channel activity. Gene Ontology annotation, cellular component: plasma membrane; cation channel complex. Gene Ontology annotation, biological process: calcium ion transmembrane transport; regulation of cytosolic calcium ion concentration. The record is from RefSeq and is a predicted model, not a curated record. NCBI's taxonomy places the organism in Eukaryota, Metazoa, Arthropoda, Insecta, Hymenoptera, Apidae.
UGGAAAGUUCAUUGGCCGGUGUUCCUAUUGGAAACCAAGUUGUAUCUACUUCUGUUUCUUGAAUCGAUUAUUUUUCACAAUCGAUGUAUUGAUUAGAAAAUGAAUCUAUUUGAACGUAUUCUAUCUAAUUGAAUAUAUUCUUCUGAUAUUAAAUUAUUAAAAUAAAACGUAUGAAUUUAUCAUUUUCCAAUAUAAAUGUAUCAAUCUUGCAUCUUGCAUUUGAUCUUUCUUGAAAUAAACAUCAGAGAUGACCGGAUCGUUUUACUGAUUCUAUUAUUAUUCACGGUCCUUUUACCUUUUCUUACAUCGAUACAACAAUUAUCGUUCCGACCAUGUUUUAGAGAAUACUACCAAGGAAAUGAUGUUGUAUAGCAACAAUAUAUAGGAAUUUGAUAUAUCUUUAAUGUGAAAGUGAAUCCCAUUGAUAUUACGGAAAAUCUUUUCUUCGCUAUUUUCGGCCAGAAGGAUACAGAUGAUUUUACAAUAUCAUUAAAAAGAAAGAUGCAACCAAAUUGGACAAUAUAUUUUUUUAAGAUAUCCUUUUCUCUAUAUAUGUUGGUUAGUGUAAUUGUACUGAUCAAUCUGUUAAUUGCCAUGAUGACUGACACAUAUCAAAGUAUUCAAUCUCAAAGCGAUAUCGAAUGGAAAUAUGGACUCAGCAAACUUAUUCGUAAAAUGCAAAAAACACGUACAGCAGCUUCGCCGUUGAAUCUCAUUACUUCCUGGAUUCCAUACAUUGGAAAAACAUGUAAACAUCGAAGUCGUGUACGAAAAACUGGUGUCAUGCACUUAUUUACAGGGCAUUCGUUUAUUCAGGACAAUGGAACAUUAACUCAAGAACAUGAUACUAUUAAUUUUCAAUUACUUCGAUCGAGUCCAUUGGAAAGUCAAUUAUCAUUAAAAAAUUCAAUAAGAAUUGAAAAUAUUGUUGAGUGGAAUCUUGUAAGACGAAAAUACAGAUUACGAUUUGGCAAUGAAAUCGAAAAACCAUUUACAGAAGAUUCAUCUAUUAAUUAAUAUUAACUAUUGAAUAAUAUUAUACAUAAUUUAUUGAUACUUAUAAAGUCGCCAUUUUCUCAUGAAUGAAAUCUUUAUAUUUUUUAUUUGAUAUCUCUUUUAUCUUGCUAAUUUAUGAUAAAUUUUAAAUAUAAAGAAAUAUAUUCCUGUAUGAUUAAUGAAAAAAUUAUAAAAGUUA